AUGGAGCCGUCAGCCGCAUCUGGCGCGUCAGGCUCUGGGCUGGCCCAGUCGACGCCGGUUACGCCGCAGGAGUCGCCAGUGAUUUCGCAGGCUGUUCAUAAUGCUGUAGCUGAAGAGGCAGUGGUGCGUGAUAACCGCACGGUGGCACUGGGUGCUCGAAUCCGCGAAUUCUCGAGAGCUUGGACUGGUGUAACCGCCGAUCCGUGGGUGCUCGAGACCGUGACCCAUGGGCUGCAAUUUGAUUUUGUGAUGGAGCCUGAGCACGUGGAGCCGGCCAUGCCCGAGUACAGCAACGAGGAGCGCGAGGCGAUCGAGAAGGUUGUGCGGUGGGAUCUGGGCGACCGCUGCCGGCCCAUCAACAAGUACCUGGAGGCGGGCAACUAUGUCGCCAAAGAGCUGCCAUCGCUGCUUUCGCUUAUGCACCCGGGCGACCACAUCACACGCAUCAACAUAAAGUGCGCAUACAUGUCGGUGCCGAUCCACAAGGACCACCAGCGGUAUCUGGUGUUUGGGUUUGACGGCAAAUACUACCAGUACCGCACAUUGCCGUUUGGGAUCUCCGUU
Molecule: messenger RNA, 564 nt
Organism: Linderina pennispora
Lineage: Eukaryota; Fungi; Kickxellomycota; Kickxellomycetes; Kickxellales; Kickxellaceae
Exons: 2
Source: RefSeq, a predicted model, not a curated record